AUGGGAGAAGUUAUCCAUGUCGUCCAACUCAAGUUUAAGCCGGAAGUUGACACUGGCAAAAUUGAGGAAAUCCUAGCUUCUUUAAAAGCAUUGAAGACCAAAUGCGUCCACCCAGACACCAAGAAAAAUUACAUCAGGUCCAUCCGACUUGGGCGGGAUAACUCCCCAGAAGGACUGCAGGUAUGUAAUGGCUACACCCAUAUGGUUGUCUCCGAAUUCGACAGUGUCGCUGAUAGAGACUACUACUCGUUGAAAGAUCCCGUCCAUAAGGCUCUGGCUGGUGGACUGCCUCCUUUCAUUGCUGCUUUGCAGGUGCUUGACAUUGAAGUAUGA
This is a messenger RNA of Hyaloscypha bicolor E, 333 nucleotides long. RefSeq lists its product as uncharacterized. NCBI's taxonomy places the organism in Eukaryota, Fungi, Ascomycota, Leotiomycetes, Helotiales, Hyaloscyphaceae. The transcript has 3 exons. The coding region runs from base 1 to 333 and encodes 110 amino acids. The record is from RefSeq and is a predicted model, not a curated record.